This is a messenger RNA of Theobroma cacao (cacao), 1262 nucleotides long. The record is from RefSeq and is a predicted model, not a curated record. Lineage: Eukaryota; Viridiplantae; Streptophyta; Magnoliopsida; Malvales; Malvaceae.
AUGGGAACCUCAGUACAUCCACCGGGGCACUGGCCUCGACUCAUCUUUGCUAUGGCAUUUUGCCUUAUAGCAACUAGCGUGGUUGCCUAUGAACCUGAUGUAUAUUCUUCUCCACCUCCACCAGAGCACCCAGAGUACAAACCACAUCCUCAUAAGUCUCCACCACCUCCGACCUACUAUUAUAAAUCUCCACCACCACCACCUUAUUACUACAAAUCCCCUCCACCCCCAUCACCAUCUCCUCCUCCGCCAUACUAUUAUAAGUCUCCUCCACCACCUUCUCCUUCACCUCCUCUUCCAUAUGUGUACAAAUCUCCUCCACCUCCAUCGCCAUCUCCCCCUUCGCCCUAUUAUUACAAGUCCCCACCACCACCUUCACCAUCCCCACCACCACCUUAUUACUAUAAAUCCCCUCCACCACCUUCACCAUUGCCUCCACCUCCCUACUAUUAUAAGUCUCCACCUCCACCAUCACCCACCUCCGUUUACAAGUCACCACCCCCACCAUCUCCAUCACCACCACCUCUUUACUACUACAAGUCACCACCUCCUCCAUCUCCUAGUCCCCCACCACCAUACAACUACAAGUCACCACCCCCACCAUCUCCAUCACCACCACCUCCUUACUACUACAAGUCACCACCUCCGCCAUCUCCUAGUCCCCCACCACCAUACUACUACAAGUCACCACCUCCGCCAUCUCCUAGUCCCCCACCACCAUACUACUACAAGUCACCACCCCCACCAUCUCCAUCACCACCACCUCCUUAUUAUUACAAGUCACCACCACCACCUUCACCCAGUCCACCACCACCAUACUAUUACAAGUCACCACCUCCACCAUCCCCUAGCCCGCCACCACCAUACUAUUAUAAGUCACCACCUCCGCCAUCCCCUAGCCCACCACCACCAUACUACUACAAAUCCCCUCCACCUCCUUUGAAGUCACCGCCUCCUCCAUACUAUUACAAGUCACCACCUCCGCCAUCUCCUAGUCCCCCACCACCAUACUAUUACAAGUCACCACCCCCACCAUCUCCAUUACCAUCACCUCCUUAUUACUACAGGUCGCCACCUCCACCAUCUCCUUCACCCCCACCUCCUUACUACUACAAAUCACCACCACCUCCUUCCCCAUCACCACCACCACCACGUUACUAUUAUAAGUCACCCCCUCCACCAUCUCCUUCCCCACCACCUCCUCACUACUAGAAGUGAUUCAUCUUUUCCUCCUUUGAAGUUUCCACCUCCUCUUUAUUACU